This is a messenger RNA of Sinocyclocheilus rhinocerous, 2241 nucleotides long. It is a transcript of the gene prc1b, whose product is annotated as protein regulator of cytokinesis 1b. The transcript has 13 exons. Gene Ontology annotation, cellular component: cytoplasm; spindle; mitotic spindle midzone. Gene Ontology annotation, molecular function: microtubule binding. Lineage: Eukaryota; Metazoa; Chordata; Actinopteri; Cypriniformes; Cyprinidae. The record is from RefSeq and is a predicted model, not a curated record. Bases 111 to 1829 code for a protein of 572 amino acids. Gene Ontology annotation, biological process: mitotic spindle midzone assembly; microtubule cytoskeleton organization.
UUGAAUCCGACAGAAACGGUUACGCGCACGGUCGGAGUGCGAGGACUGUGCAGUCACAUAUUCCUUUAUAAAACAAAUAAACAAGCGAAAAGCCUUGUCUUGGGGUGAAGAUGAGGAAGAGUGAGGUGAUUGCUGCAGAAUCAGUGGCAUGUCUGAAUAAAGCUCUCUGCCAUCUGAAGGACAUCUGGGAGGAAAUUGGCAUCCCUGAGGACCAGCGAUUAGAAAGAACAAAUGUGGUUAAGAAUCAUGUCAAAAGUCUUCUGGACAUGAUGAUUGUGGAGGAAGAGAGUCUGCGGAAACGUCUGAUGACAAGUAUUGAGAAAUGUCAAAAAGAGUUGAGUAACUUGUGCUUGGAACUGCAGCUCCCCCCAUUUCAGGAGGACAGAAGUAGCACAAUGCUACAACAGGAAAAAGACCUCCGGAUGCAUGUUGAAGUGAUGUUAAAGGAGAAAAAUCAGAGAAUGCAAGCGCUCAAAGCCUUAACCGAGCAGGAUCAGGAUCUCUGUGACCUGCUCUGCUUGCAGCCGUUUUCUAUCUCUGCUGGUUCUGUUCCUUCCCUGGAACAGCUGGAGAAAUUCCAUCAACACAUCUCCUCUCUCACUGCUGAGAAAGAACGAAGACACAACGAAUUUGUCACAUUGAAGAAGCAAAUAAUAUUUUGCAUGGAUGAUCUGGAUCAGUUGCCUGAGACUAGUUUUGAAAAGGAUGUCGUUUGUGAAGAUGAAGAGAGUUUUUGCUUGUCUAAAGAAAACAUUGAUUCACUCAAAGUCCUCCUUCACCAGUUGGAGACCAGAAAGACAGAGAAUGAACGUGUCUGUGGCUCUUAUCGGGAGAAGAUCCAUGAACUAUGGGAACGGUUGCAGAUUCCACAGGAUGAGCGUGAUGCAGUUUGUGAACACAUGACCCUGUCAAAGAAAAGAAAUAUGCAAGCUUUACAAGCUGAGGUCAAACGUCUUGAAGAACUGAAGCUUAAAAAUAUUCAAAAUGUUACUGAGGCCAUUCGGAAUGAGAUUGCCGUGUUCUGGGAUAAGUGCUUUUAUAGCUCUGACCAACGGCAAGCUUUUGGGCCCUUUUAUGAUGAUGAUUUAAGCGAGGAACUCCUAAGCUUACAUGAUGCAGAAAUAGUGCGGCUUAAACAGUACUAUGAGGAUCAUAAAGAUCUUUUUGAAGGUGUUCACAAAUGGGAGGAAAGCUGGAGACUUUUCUUAGAGCUUGAACUUGAGAAGAAGCUGAAGGCUGAGAUUGAACAGUGGGAACAUGAACAGAACAGAGAGUUUCAGGUGAAUGGUCAAAAGUUCACGCAGUUUGUUACUGAUCAAUGGGAGUCGUACCGGCUGGAGAAGGAGCGGGAAAAACAGGAGCGGCAACUAAAGAAGAGCAAACAGACAGAGGUGGACAUGGUCUAUGGUACUGUGAUCCGGACACCAACUAAACGAAGAUUUCUGGGAAGCACAACACCUUGUAAAGCUCGAAAGCUAAACGCUACCUCCAGUACUGGCACUUCUAACAGCACUAUCCGAUCUGUCUUUGGUGGUACUGUCUGCCAUUCUCCUAUAUCGCGCCCUCCGAUUUCAGCAAUCAAGGGUAAUGUGAGGACUCCAGGCCACAGCAAACCUCCUCAUCAAGGUUUGCAAGAACGCAAUAAGGAGAAUAUCUGUCAUCUAACUGGUGGCGUGGCUGGGAUGACAAAGGUGCCAGCUAGUCCACAGCGUAACUUCAGCAUUAACUCUGUCGCAAGCACCUAUUCAGAAUUUCAGCGAGACCUCUCCAAGUCAUCUAAAUCAAAACAUGUACCUGAAAUCCUGAACUCAACCAUCAUUCAGCUUUAACUCUACUGCAUGCAACACUUUGCUAUUAGGACUGGAAUCUUUAGAUGAUGGCUUAUGGGCUCUUGUUCUUUAUAGCUAUAGCUAUGCAUUUUUAUAUGUAAAUGAAGGUAAUAUAUAUUUAAAUGUCUCUGAGGUAUUCUACAUGUAUGUUCACUUUAACACUAGGACAAGCACUGCAUUUUCAGUACUUGUAAUGUAACAAAUGCAUGUACAUUUUAAUGUUACAACUGUUCAGUUGUCCCUAACAAAUUAAGACUUUUUAAAAAAUAAAUAAAUUCUAGUUAUUUCUCAGUAUUGGUAAUUUUGUCAAAAUCACAAUGUAUUUUAUGGUAUGCUUUUGAAUGUUUUGCACAAUGUAAAAUACUUUAUUUCAUUCUUUAAAGUAUUGUACAAUUCACUACAUAAAAGUUCA